This is a messenger RNA of Magallana angulata, 1390 nucleotides long. RefSeq lists its product as uncharacterized. The transcript is spliced from 3 exons. Bases 98 to 802 code for a protein of 234 amino acids. The record is from RefSeq and is a predicted model, not a curated record. NCBI's taxonomy places the organism in Eukaryota, Metazoa, Mollusca, Bivalvia, Ostreida, Ostreidae.
GAUACACUAUCAAACGCAAUUUCGAUUGUUAAUACAUAGUUGUAUUCUUACAUUGGAAUACAAACAGUAAACCACCUAGUUUGUUGGCGCCCUAAUAAUGAUACAUUUGGAUGUCUUUCUUAUCAUGCAUUUUUGUAUUAGUAGUACUGUGUCACAGUGGUAUGGGGUAAUGCCUGAUUCCCAUUUUACACCUAUCCGCUGUAAAGAGCAGUAUGUCUCUAGUUUGCUUCAUUGUGCAGCACUUGGUGGUGAAUCAAAAGAUGUGAGGUUUUUCUUCAACAUUGAAAAUAAAUAUUGUCGAUGGAAUUGUAUCUUCUUAUACACAUUGAUAACACGGGACAAAGACUGGAUUCAUUACGGUAUCGAUGAAAAGAAAAAUGCUGCUCUUCUGCGGCCAUCCAUUGCAUCUUCCGUAUACGGUAAUAACCCUUCACUUUGGGGCACCGGUUAUGCUACUGAUGGUUUACAUUCAUUUAUAAAAGAUACAGACAUAUUUGCAAGUGAAUGGGAAAUCGCGCCAUGGAUUAUGAUAACACUGGACGAACCACUACAGAUAUCAUUUGUCCGCGUUUACAAUAGAGAAGAUAGCUUAGGAGAGAGAUUUCAUGAUGUCGCGUUUGAGAUGUCCAUGGACGGAGUUUCUUUCGAACAGCGAGGAUUUUUCAAAGGACCAGGAGUUACCGGACAGGUGAUAGAGAUUCUUUUUGACAAUCCAACAAUAGGGAAAUUCAUGAGACUUCGCAUAACACAAGGUUCCGAAAAUCUUCUUAAUUUUGCUGAGAUUGAAGUCUACACAAAAUAAUGAUACUUUUUCUUUUCCUUUUGCAUGUUGUUGUUUUCUUGAGUUACCAUUUCAGUUAAUUGUUGAUGAAUUAAUGCAAAUGUAGUUUAUAUUCUGCUAAGUUCUAAUUACAUUAUCAAAUAAAGAAUAUUUGAGCAGUUUGACUUUCUUGAAUGAAGCGAAACUUUAUUUAUUUCAAUUACAAUUAACAUUCAGGCGUUAGUCCUACUGGAUGGUGUUGUCUAAUGGCCGGUUUUCAACCAUUAAUGAUACAAUUCCAUGUAUGAAGAGGUGCAUGAAAAAUGCAAAAUGUGAAAUAGUAAUAUAUUGUUUACAUAAUUGUAUCAUUAACAGUUGAAGUUCAUCCUCAAAUACAAACAUAGGUAAUCACAGAUUACAAAGCUAACCGAGACAAGGCAUCACCUUUAUGAGGCAUCACCUUUAUAAAGCCACCAUUAUCAUAUUAUUUGAAACUCAUAGUUAAUGAUCUUGGAUAUUCACGGAAAGCAUGACACAAUAUCGUGUAUCAUAAUAUGUUUAAACACUGUAUAAUAAUAUUUUAUGCAUGUCAUACUGUAUUAAAAGAUACAAUGUUUGUCAAUAUAAUAA